AUGAUUGCAGCAGCUAAAGAUGCCAUGGCCAUCCAGCAGAAGACUCAAGUGAAGGGCCCUCCAAAGCUCAUCAGGCCACACAUGCCACUCAAACAACCACAGCUGGAGAUGAUGAGAUUAGUGAUCAGUUCUGACCUCGCAGGGCCCAUUCCUGACUGGGCAGAGAAAGCUGCAUCACAAGCUCAGCUGAAACCAACACAACCCACCAAGUCCAAUGUGGAUCCUGAUGAAAAACCUGAAGAAUACAGUGGGCCAGCACCAAAAGCACAGAGGGAAAAGAACAUUGUGCAUCUGAAUGAGAAACCAAAAGUCACCUUGAGAGGCAAGAAGCACUCACUCCCAGUCCCAGAUGAAAUAGAGUUGUCCACAGAAGAACUCAAGGACCCAGACACUGCAGAAGAACUCAAGAUUCUAGAGGAUCCAGAGGCUGAUGAAAAACCAGAGAACCUCAAAGACCUAAAUGCUGCCAAUGAUUCAAACUACAAGAUGCUUGAGGAUGGGGAGGCUGAACAUGAAGAUGACAAAAGUGAUUCCAUGAUGGUGGUGAAUAAGGCUAGUAUGGCACAACACACAAGCUCUAUGUCAGUUGAUAUCUUGGAGAAGAAACCCACAACAAAGCAGGCUAAAGGCCUUACUACUAGGAUCAAGACAGAGGUCAAGACUGAGCCUGAGGCUGUUGUGUCAGCAAAUAUUCAUGCAAAGCUCAAGAAAGGCAAGGCGAGAAAUGCACACCUACCCAGUGGAGUCCUCAAAAACAGAAUAUGGCACAUGAAGUUCCUUCCCUGUCUGAUGUAUUGGGUUGGUAACAGCAACUAUGGAUGGACCAUACCAGAGACUGAGCUUGAGUCUGUUCUGGAGUCGAUAUUUUAUGCAGUGUACCCACAUAGCAAAGGAGGGUGUAGUUUUGAGGUUGAAGACUUGUCUUUUCAACUGUAUGAGACCCAGGAAGCCCAUGAGGAAUAUGCCAAGUAUCAACUCCAGGAAUGCUGUUUCAUCUAUGAAGAUCCUGACAAUGAAGAGCAACCCGGCAUCUUCUUGUCAGAACAUAUACUACACAUUUUUGCUGCACACCUCAUCGCAGUUGCCAGGAAAGUAAGGGUGGAUUUGUUGGUUGAAUUUUGCAAGCCUGGGUAUCAGACCACACUGGCACUGACAGCUGUGGCAGCUGAGCAUGCUCUCAUCUUAGUCAAAGAUCAGUUGUUGAUUGAUAGCAACCCCACUGACAAUGGUGGUAAAACUCACAAGAUCGUACAGACACUUAACAAACUUGAAGUGACUAAUAAGAUGAGCCAUACCAGGACAGCAUUUUCAUCUGGAAACUGGGAGAUGGACACCAUGGCAUACAUGGACAGUAUCAAGGCUCUACCCCAUGAACGCAUCCAAGAGAUUCUUGAGCAGUUGGAAAACUAUAUGAAGCACCCUCAUUUCAAUCAUCGCAGUUCAGCAGAUGAUGAUUCCACCACCCCAGAGGAUGACACAUCAUUUUUUUUGGAAUACUACCACGAUAUCAUCAUUCCCCCUCAUUUCCUGCUCUUUCGACUAGUGGCUCCACUGCAUGCAUACUAUACCCUUUUCCUGAGCCCCCUCUAUCAUUUGGAUGCUAAAACCACCUUCCUUAAAUUUUCGAACCUCCUUAUCUGCUCUAUUAUUUGGACGCUAUAA
This is a messenger RNA of Suillus subaureus, 1662 nucleotides long. RefSeq lists its product as uncharacterized. The record is from RefSeq and is a predicted model, not a curated record. Lineage: Eukaryota; Fungi; Basidiomycota; Agaricomycetes; Boletales; Suillaceae. The transcript is spliced from 10 exons. The coding region runs from base 1 to 1662 and encodes 553 amino acids.